Messenger RNA from Ochotona princeps (American pika), 1643 nucleotides. It is a transcript of the gene PELO, whose product is annotated as pelota mRNA surveillance and ribosome rescue factor. NCBI's taxonomy places the organism in Eukaryota, Metazoa, Chordata, Mammalia, Lagomorpha, Ochotonidae. Gene Ontology annotation, cellular component: cytoplasm. The record is from RefSeq and is a predicted model, not a curated record. The transcript has 2 exons. Gene Ontology annotation, biological process: nonfunctional rRNA decay; nuclear-transcribed mRNA catabolic process, no-go decay; ribosome disassembly. The coding region runs from base 297 to 1454 and encodes 385 amino acids.
UCCACGGCGGCAGCUGCUCCCCGGGAGAAGGCCGGCGUAGCUGGGGUGCCUCCUGCCUGUGUCUGGCGUCGCGCGACCGGAGAGGCAAAAAGAAAAGACUCUAGAGUAAGUGCUCCCCUGGGCCGCGUGACUCAGAGCGAGACCGUUUUCUCCCCGCCCGGCAGGUACCUGGAGGGAGCGGCCCCGCCCCCUCCCCGGCCCAGCCUCCCUCUCCCUUUCCUUGGCGCGUUCCUAGGGCGAGGGGCGCGGGAGCCCCAGGGUGUUCCUGUGGGCGGCGGCGAGCCCCCUCCGAGGCCAUGAGGCUGGUGAGGAAGGACAUUGAGAAGGACAAUGCGGGCCAGGUGACUCUGGUCCCUGAGGAGCCCGAGGACAUGUGGCACACGUACAACCUGGUGCAGGUGGGCGACAGCCUGCGCGCCUCCACCAUCCGCAAGGUGCAGACCGAGUCCUCCACGGGCAGCGUGGGGAGCAACCGGGUCCGCACCACGCUCACCCUGUGCGUGGAGGCCAUCGACUUCGACUCCCAAGCCUGCCAGCUGCGGGUCAAGGGGACCAACAUCCAAGAGAACGAAUACGUCAAGAUGGGGGCGUACCACACCAUCGAGCUGGAACCCAACCGCCAGUUCACGCUGGCCAAGAAGCAGUGGGACAGCGUGGUUCUCGAGCGCAUCGAACAGGCCUGCGACCCAGCCUGGAGCGCCGACGUGGCCGCCGUGGUCAUGCAGGAAGGCCUCGCUCAUAUCUGCUUAGUCACUCCCAGCAUGACCCUCACCCGUGCCAAGGUGGAAGUGAACAUCCCCAGGAAAAGGAAAGGCAACUGCUCGCAGCAUGACCGGGCCUUGGAGCGCUUCUACGAGCAGGUGGUCCAGGCCAUCCAGCGCCACAUCCACUUCGACGUGGUCAAGUGCAUCCUGGUAGCCAGCCCAGGAUUCGUGCGGGAGCAGUUCUGCGAUUACAUGUUUCAGCAAGCCAUCAAGACGGACAACAAAGUGCUCCUGGAAAACCGGUCCAAAUUCCUUCAGGUACACGCCUCUUCUGGCCACAAGUACUCCUUGAAGGAGGCCCUUUGUGACCCUUCGGUGGCUAGCCGCCUCUCAGACACUAAAGCUGCUGGGGAAGUGAAAGCCUUGGAUGACUUCUAUAAAAUGUUACAGCACGAACCCGACCGAGCUUUCUACGGACUCAAGCAGGUGGAGAAGGCCAACGAAGCCAUGGCAAUUGACACGUUGCUCAUCAGCGAUGAGCUCUUCCGGCAUCAGGACGUGGCCACCCGAAGCCGGUACGUGAGGCUGGUGGAUAGUGUGAAAGAAAAUGCAGGCACGGUCAGGAUCUUCUCCAGCCUGCAUGUGUCCGGGGAGCAGCUCAGCCAGUUGACUGGAGUAGCUGCCAUUCUGCGCUUCCCUGUGCCGGAACUCUCGGACCAGGAGGACGAUUCCAGUUCUGAAGAGGAUUGAUGAGUGAAACUUAAGACACCCUUGUGUCUUGCUCUUCCUCUUCUAGAUCUUUCUCAACAUCCUUAUGACAUCUGCCAAAGGAAUCCUUUUGGAUUUGCACAGGGAUUUCUUAUGUAUCUGGGUGCCCUUAGUGUUUUAUGAUCAGUAGGACAUGUAUUCUGAGUAAACAAUAAACUAAAAAGAAAUAAU